AUGGACGGACUUCAUUCUCAAAACUUACAAUAUUUGGAAACCCUAUGUCAAGACCUCUAUAACCCAAAAACUCAGGAACAGCGCACGAACGCAGAAAAAUUAUUAGAUUAUGCUUUCCCGCCUUUUUCUGUUACUACAAGAAUACCAAACAGUAGCACCUCACCACCUGUGAACCCCAUUGGGAUAGUUGUUCAGACACCAGCCGAAUGCUCGCUUUACUGUCAAUUACUGCUGCAAAAGUCAAAUUCGCCAUAUGCUCAAAUGUUUGCUUCGGCAAAACUCAAACAUUUGGUCUUGGAUCAUUUCUCAACGUUCUCUUUGCCUCAAAAGAUAGAAUUGAGAAAUUUUGUGCUGAAUUAUAUGGGACAGCAUCCAGAUCAACAACCAUUUGUCAUUGCAUCGUUAGCACAGCUGUUUGCCACUAUCACCAAAGCCGGGUGGUUUGAUAGUGAGGAUUUUAAGAAUGUCACAAGCGAUCUGUCAAGUUUUUUACAGGCAACUGUAGAUCAUAGAGUUAUAGGUUUACAGAUAUUGAGUCUAGUAGUCGAAGAGAUUAAUCUGUCCACGAAUUACGCAAAAAAUUUGGCCAAACAAAGAAAAACAGCCUCUGGAUUUAGAGAUGCUGAACUAUUAGACUCUUUUCGUUUGGGGCUGAAUAUACUGCGACAGUUAUUGAAUGGUGAAGUGCCAUUCAUCAAUGCUCAACAGGAAAUAAGGAUGAAAGAAAAUUGUUUGAUCUUGCUACGCAAUUGCCUGUUAUAUGAUUUCAUUGGGACAACUCCGGAUGAGUCUUCUGAAGAUGCCGGGAGCGUUCAAAUCCCAACUUCUUGGCGAAGUACAGUAGAAGAUCCUGCCUUCCUUCAAACAUUGUUUCAAGCUUACAAAACAUUUCAACCCCCGUUGUGUAGUAAGGUUAUGGAAGUGCUCGUGCUAGUAUCUUCUACUCGUCGGUCUCUGUUUAGCGAAGAAGAACGUGCAAGAUUCAUUCAUGGAAUUAUGCAAGGAACAACAGAGAUACUUAUGCAGUCUAUCCACUUGGAUGAUCUUAAUAGUUAUCACGAGUUUUGUCGGCUACUCUCUAGAUUUAGAUCAACAUAUCAAUGGUCUGAAAUCUCCGAAAAACCGGGAUAUGGUGAAUGGAUAGAUCUGGUUGCUGGUUUUUCAAUUAAAGGAUUUGAGGCUUGGCAGCUGGCUUCAAGUAGUGUUGAAUACCUGAACAUUUUUUGGUCCAAAAUGCUAUCCUCUAACGGAACAUCCCGUGGCUCCAAUGGCAAUCGACUUGAAGUGAUAGCAUCUCAGCUGACACGCACAUUCAUAUCCUCAAAAGUGGAAUCCGUUGCUUCGAUAAUAGAAGGGUCGACUUUGACUGACGAUCCAUUGGAGAAUGAAGAUGCACUCGUUGCUGAUUUGGAAAUUUUUGCUCAUAUUGCUAGAUGCAAAUAUGAUGAAUCGGCAGGAAUAAUUAUAAGCAUUUUCGAUCCUAUCGCGAGAGAAUACCAAGAGCUUAUUCGGCAAGCCUCAAGUAGCCUAAUUAAUCAUUCUCUUACAUCUGCUAUGGAAGUGAUUGAAACUAAAUUUGCGUGGCUGGUGUAUAUAAUUGGUGCUGUCAUUGGAGGCCGGCAGACUUAUAUCAGUACUGAAGAUCAAGAUGUUAUAGAUGGUGAUUUAAGUUGUAAAGUUUUACAACUUAUGAACGUGAAUCAAUCAUAUAGCUCACCACAAGGCGGCAAUAGUGGAUUUGAAAAGUUGGAAUUGGCUUUUAUUUAUUUCUUUCAGCAAUUUCGCAAAAGCUAUAUUGGCGAAAGCACCACGCGUAUAUCUAAAGCAUACAGCAAAUUAUCUACACUUCUUGGAAUUAAUGAUCAAAAUAUGCUUCUCAAUGUGUUAGUUCAAAAAAUAGCGACUAAUCUCGAAGUUUGGGCGACGCGAUCAAAAGUUGUCAAUAGAAGUAUAAAUCUCUUUAAUGACUUAUCUGGCGGAUAUAGUGUUGUAAGACUUCUCCGAAAUCUCGAAACCGUACAUUAUAUUAUCCAAAAUCAUAAUGGCAAAAAUUUCCCUUUUCUCGAUGUAUCCGACAAUCAACGGAUUCGUAUGAUUUAUUAUUCAGCAUUAUCGAGAAUCUUGUUCUCCGAAGAUAAUCCAGAAAAGGAUUUUGAGGAAUUUGUAAAACCGUGGGAUAUGACGUUUCAGGAACUAGCGUCAUUGAAUUCGCUCGAAGCUUACAGACAGCAAGCUGUAAAGGCGACGUUGUUAGGUAUUUUCCGCGAUUUACGAGGAUUCAUUCUCGCUAUAACAGGCCGCAAAAACUUUUUAGUAUUUUUUGAAUGGUUUUACCCAAAGCAUAUGCAAGUUCUCUUGCAUGCCUUAGAGGCUUGGGCUGACGAUCCAUUGGCAAUUUCUAUACUCAAGUUCUUUCAUGAGUUUGUCUUUAACAGGUCAAACAGAUUGACUUUUGAUAUCUCGUCUGCUAAUGGGAUACUUAUGUUCAGAGAAACAAGCAAAGUACUAUGCACAUAUGGCGCUCAAUGGCUAAGGCGUCCUACAAUAACCACUGACAAAUAUACUGAAAAGUAUAAAGGAGUAUCUGUAUGCUUUGGGAUUCUAAUGAAGUCAUUUGUUGGACGUUACGUAAAUUUCGGCGUGUUUGAAUUAUAUGGCGAUAAAGCUCUAGAAUUGGCAUUAAAGACAACUUUUGAUUUGAUCAUCAAUAUACCUUUUGACGAUAUAAUUAUCUAUCCUAAACUUUCACGGGCAUUCUACGAAAUGCUCGACACAUUUAGCAAUGAACAUAUGAUGACGUUGACGGAGAUGAGCUCUGAUACAUUCUUAUAUAUCAUGCGGGCUCUCGCUGCAGGAAUUCAAGAACUUGAUAUCCUUACUAUUCAGCAGACCUCAAAGCCAAAAAUCCAACAGCAUUGGCUGCUUAAUUGUUUUGCACAAUAUAGUGAUAUGCUACCUUACCUAUUUGCAGCGAAUUUUGGCGCGGUUUUAUUUGACGAUCGGGCAACUCAAUGGUCGUUGUCCAGACCGCUAUUGGGAUUAAUCUUAUUGAAUCGAGAUGUAAGUGGCUUCUUUUAUUUGAGAUUUGAAAGAGCUCUUGAUAGUCUGAUGGAGGAGGUCGAACUCAAUCUUACCACAAAAAAUCGAGAUCGGUUUACACAGAAUCUAACCUCAUUCAAGCGUGAAUUAAACAAUAACAAUGUCGCGGAUGCGCUGUUAGAAAUUGGCCACCCACCACAUGGCGGGUUUCUUCAAGAUAUAAUAAUGUAUGCUCCUGAUAUACACACUGCUAAAAUUAGUAAAUGUAUUGGUCCAGCUUUUACGAUAAAGCUUGUUCCUCUCUCGGAACCUGCCCCGAAACUGGAAAAACAUUUUGCAGACGCAGCUCCAGAAGGAAGUAUUGUUGUUGUGUCUGCACCUCCAAAUACACCAAACGCAGCCUGGGGAGGUUUAAUGAACACAAGAGUGCGAAUGCGAGGUGUUAAAGGCGUAGUGGUGGAUGGUCGCAUUCGCGAUUUAGAUGAGUUACGUGAAGAUGGGUUACCUGUAUUUGCCAAAGGCCAAUCAGUCCUCUCCGCGCGUAAAUACACACACCCGUUUGCUCUCGACGUCCCAAUCACAAUUAUCAACACUGGAAUAACAAUCAACCCCGGUGACUUUAUAAUCGCGGAUCUAAACGGGGUUGUUUGUAUUCCUAAAGAGCUUAUAGAUCGCGUACUUGAAUUGUGCGAGAAACAAGUGAAAAUGGACGAUAAUGUGAAAAAAGAUUUGUUGAAUGGCGUGUCGAUCGCUGAAGCUUUUAAAAGGCAUCGUGGAUAG
Messenger RNA from Ambispora gerdemannii, 3819 nucleotides. Lineage: Eukaryota; Fungi; Glomeromycota; Glomeromycetes; Archaeosporales; Ambisporaceae. The record is from the annotation of a GenBank genome assembly.